Messenger RNA from Daldinia childiae, 1227 nucleotides. RefSeq names its product Exopolyphosphatase. NCBI's taxonomy places the organism in Eukaryota, Fungi, Ascomycota, Sordariomycetes, Xylariales, Hypoxylaceae. The transcript is spliced from 2 exons. Gene Ontology annotation, cellular component: cytoplasm. The record is from RefSeq and is a predicted model, not a curated record. Gene Ontology annotation, molecular function: exopolyphosphatase activity. The coding region runs from base 1 to 1227 and encodes 408 amino acids.
AUGCCACCACAGAAAACGCUGCAGGCCUUUCUGGCCACAGCCCGGGCCGCAUUAACUGCCCCGCCAUCUAAACGCUCGGCUCCGUUGCACUUUGUUGUGGAUCUCGACUCCCUAUGCUCUACGCUAUUCUUAGCCUAUCUCAGGACUCACUCACCACCGCAUAUCUUGCAUAUACCUCUGUGCCAUUUACCCCGUGAUGACCUCACGCUACGGCCGGAAUUUACUUCCGUGCUAAAACAUGCUGCCGUCACCCCCGACAACGUGUUGACGCUAACUGAGCUGCCUAGCGGUGAUAACGGUCUGAAGCCCGAGGAUACGCGCUGGCUGCUCGUCGACCACAAUGUCAUGACAGGUCCGCUAGGUCAGACUUAUGGCAGCAGAGUUAUCGGAUGUGUCGACCACCACGAUGACGAAGGCAAGGUCCCCACUGAUGCCGAGCCCCGCGUCAUUGAGAAGUGCGGUAGCUGCAUGAGCUUAGUCGUGGAACAAUGUAGCGAGGCAUGGGAGGCGUUAGCGAAGCAGGACAGUGGCAGCAAGGAAGCUGCGCAUAUUAAUGCGCAACUUGCAUAUCUAGCCCUCGCGCCCAUCCUCAUAGACACCACGAACCUCGGCAACAAGGAUAAAACGACGGCCCAUGACGAGCGCGCCGUAGCAACUGCCGAAGCUCAUAUCCGUGCCGGCUCCGAGAGCAGGGGUAGUGGUACCGGGAGCGGAUACGACCGCAAUGCAUUCUUCGCCGAGGUUACGGCCCUUAAGGAGGACGUCUCGUACAUGUCGUUCCGUGAUAUAUUCCGCAAGGAUUAUAAGGAGUGGGAUGAGGGCCAGCUGAAACUAGGUACGUCGUCCGUACCGCAGGCCUUCGCAUUUCUGGUGCGCAAGGCCGGGGGCGAGGAGGCGUUCGCUAAAGAGUUGGAGAAGUGGUGUGAGGAAAAGAGCAUUGAUAUUAUGGCGGUGCUUACUACGGCGAAAGAUGAUGGAGAAUUUAAGCGGGAGUUGCUAGUUUGGGCGCGGGGUGGUUUGGGGGUUGUAAAUGCUGUGAAGGCGUUUGCGGAGAAGAAUGGAAAGGAUAAGUUGGGCCUUGGUACAUGGGGAGAUGGAAAACUUGAUCUGGAAGAAGAUGGGGGAAGUGGCUGGAGACGAUGCUGGACGCAGGCGAGAGUCGAGCAUAGUCGUAAGCAGAUCGCGCCUAUGCUGAGAGAGGCGUUAAAGGGGGUCAAGAAGGAAUAG